This is a messenger RNA of Cornus florida, 4219 nucleotides long. RefSeq lists its product as uncharacterized. The transcript has 2 exons. The coding region runs from base 240 to 1388 and encodes 382 amino acids. The record is from RefSeq and is a predicted model, not a curated record. Gene Ontology annotation, cellular component: chloroplast. Lineage: Eukaryota; Viridiplantae; Streptophyta; Magnoliopsida; Cornales; Cornaceae. Gene Ontology annotation, biological process: regulation of DNA-templated transcription; chloroplast organization. Gene Ontology annotation, molecular function: double-stranded DNA binding.
CACUAUCGUCACCUUUUUUUUAUUUUUAUUUUUUAUUUAUUUAUUUUUUAACUAGAGCUCGAACUAGGUUUAGGGCACACUGUCCAUCGUUCAGACACUUCCAAAGAACCAGAGACAAUGAUAGAGAAAGAAAAUCGAAUCACUGCAAAUCUAUGAAGCUCCCCACUUUACAGGCAAGUACUCAUCUCUGCACUCUUCGCUUUGAUUGAUAGCAUAUAUUUUGUGUGUAUCUUCAAGAAAUGAGGACUAUAUAUAUCUGCAAAAGCCUCAUCUCUCUUUCUCUCAAGAAUUCUUCACAUCUCAGCAAAACCCCAAUCUCUCUUUUCUCGCUCCUCUUCUUCUCUUCCUCUCCAGAAACCCCCAUUGCGGUGGCCGAUUACUUGAUUGAUAGACACAAAUUUUCUCCUGAAACUGCUUCGAAAGUCUCUUCAAGAAGCCCCAAUCUGAAAAGGCUUGAAAAGAUCGGUUCGAUUCUGUCAUUUCUCGAGGAAAUUGGUUUUUCGGAUACCAACCUCGAGCGUGUCAUCAAACACGCGCCUCAACUUCUCUCUGCAAAUCUUGAGCUUUCCAUCAAACCCAAAUUCAAGUUUUUUCAAGACUUGGGUAUUUCUUCUAGCGAUAUUGUGCAAAUUGUUUCGUCUGACCCUCGGAUUCUAACUAGUAGCGUUGAUAAUCGGCUUGGCCCGUCGAUUUUAGCAUUGAAGAGUGUUUUGGGUUCGAAUAUGGAUGAUGUGUCUAGGGUUUUAAAGAGAUCUGGGUGCAUUUUGACGCAUGACGUGGCGAAAACCGUGAUACCCAAUAUUGAAUGUAUGAAGAGCUGUGGUAUUAGUUCGUCACAAAUAACCCGGUAUGUGCCUAGUUACGCAAGACUUUUCUUCCUUAAACCGACGUAUAUUAGAGAAUGUGUGAAGAGGGUUGAUGAGAUGGGCUUUGACAGGAAGUCUAAGAUGUUUUUUCAUGCGAUCCGGGUUCUUAGUUCGAUGACUAAAGAGAAUUGGGAAUUGAAAUUGGAGGUCUUUAAGAGUUUCGGGUUUUCGGAAGAUCAUAUUUUGUCAGUUUUUAGGAGAGCUCCUCAUGUAUUUGGUCAGUCAGAGAGGAAAAUUAAGGCUACAACACAGCUUCUCCUCAGCACGGGCAAAUUGGAUAUCUCAUUUGUUGUUAAUCAACCAGGAUUACUUGGUUUCAGUGUUGAGAAUAGGCUUAAGCCACGGCUAAGAGUUCUGGAGGUUUUGGAAAGCAGGAAUUUGCUUCUUAAAAAGCUGAGUUUGCUGACUGUAUUCACGCUUACUGAUAAGAAGUUCUUUCAGAAAUAUGUACUCCCUUAUUCAGAUGAAGUUGGCGAAUUAUUUUUUCCCCAACGGGAAGUAACGUUCUUCUUCCAAUGCUAGCAGUAUCCUGAAUGAAGUUGUCUGCACUCUGCUGGUGCUUCUUGCAAUAGUGAAUUUUGACUUCGAUUCACCGAGUACUUCUCUUUUCAUUUCCUUUUUAAAUCCCUACAAAUGUCCCAUCCUUAGGAACUUCUGAGAUGAUUCUGGUUUAGUUUGUGGAACUCUAUUACCACCAUGAGACUGGAUGGACAAGAGAUUAAGCACUCAAGUAGAGAAGUUGGCGGAUUAUUCAUGGUUAACAAGGGCUCAUUGGUAGCAAGGAGUUGUAGGAGCAAUAGUGUGUGUGUGUGUGUAUUUUACCUUCCAAAAAGAAGAGUUGAUGUGGUGUGGUGUUGAAUAUCAAAUCUAGUUGCUCUUCUGAAAUUUUUUUUGUCUGAUCUUUCUUAGCAUGGUUACAGAAGGAAAGAUAAGAGGUAAAAAAAAAAAAAACUCUUGUUUGGUUUCUUCUACUUCUCAUCCUAUUAUUUAGUUAGUAGAAGAGAACGUAGGCGGAUUUAUCCCAGGGCAUUUGUAACUUGUGAGGCGUCUAUGAUUCUGCAUUUUAAAGUCUUCCUAGCAACUAGGCAGCUCUGUUUACUUAUCAUUCAAGCCACGUUUGAUUGUGUUAUCCUCAAAAUUGAACUCUGUAGAGAUGACCCAUAGCUGAUGAGAUUUGGUUGAUUCUAGUGCCAAGGUAUAUAAUUACCAUUAAGGUAGCUCAUCUCAUUCAGAUGAUUCUGAGGUACAAUUUGUUACCAAGUUUUAUGUUUUCAAUGGUAAUUAUAGGAAUGUAGAUAUAGGAGCUCCUAGUAAGAGGGACUCUAGAGAACCCCUUUCUUAGUGUAAUAUUUGAUGUGAGAAAUCGGUUGAAAUCAAUUUUCAAGUUGAACAGACCUAAUUUCACAAACAAAUGUGUUUAGUAGAUUCUUUUUUGGUUUCCUGUUCCUUUCUUGCCUUGGUGAUUGUUCUGUUUUCUAAUUCUAUCUAUAUUUUCUCUCUAUUAUGUUAAUGAAAUUAAAUUUACUUUACUGAAAGUAAAAACAUUCAUUCUUUAUUACAUCCCCGAGUUGCUCCAUUUCACAUUUAUGGAGGUAAUAAAGAAUUGUAAAGUAUGAACUGGUCCAAAUUUACAAAAUUAGAUUAGAAAUAUGGACAUAAUAAAACUUUAUGCAUUUAUGUUACUAUUUCAAAAUUUUGGUACAAGUGUGAUUCGUGUCUCCAUUGUCAUGUUUUGAUUUUGGCGUCACAGAACAUAACAUUUUCUCCUGUUUACAAAAUUAGAUUAGAAAUAUGGACAUCAUAAAAUUUUAUGCAUUUAUGUUAUUAUUUCAAAAUUUUGGUACAAGUGUGAUUCGUGUUGAAAUGUUUUGAUUUAGGUGUCACACAACAUACAUGUUAACGGUUACACAGUCUCGUGAUGGGAAUUAGUUGUCUAUUUUGGCUACAAAUUUCAGAACCUUAAUUGACAAAAAGUGACAAAAGUGGUCUUAUCACUGUGAGCAUGUAGGUUCAUAAUAAUUCUUUCUUCAUUUUAAUGUUUAUCACAUAUAUCAUAAAUUUUUGUGACAAAAGUGUGUAUCAUAUUGGUGUCACCUUUAGAACCCAAUAGGCUUUUUUAGUGGCAAAAGUGUUUUCUAUGUGUGUGCCUUCUUAAUAAUAUUUUCUGCAUUUAAGGGUCCGUUUGGCAUGAGAUGUGUGUAUUAAGCAUUUUGUUUUUGGUUGUAGGAGUGUUUUGAAUAGAAAUCGGAAUCAUGUUUGUUAACGGAAAUUUGUUUUGAGAAAUUCAAAAAUUUGCUUUAGCUCCUUCGCUACAAUAUCAAAACACAUAAUAUUACCAAUUUGGUGAUAUGGGUUUUGGCCAAAAAAAUUGAUAUGUUGUGAACUAUUCCAAACCAAUGUCAGUCGUCCCAAAUAUAAUAUGUGCCCAAAUUUAAAUAUCAACAUAAAAAAAAUAAUAUCAUAACGCUUGCCAAACGGGUAAAUGUUUCCUGUUAUGUUUUUGUAACUCAAAAAUUUAAAAGGGUCAUCAGCUAUGUCAAACCGUUGUCGAAGUACUUUGGAAUUCUUAUAAAAUGUGUCAAAAUUUUGGUACAAAUGUGAUUAUUAUAGAACAAUCAAUGGAUGUUAUCGGACUUUGCACAAAUCAAAUCAGGCGGCUCAAAUGAUAGCACAAUUCUACUCCAUUUACUCCAAUUGCAUUCCCUCCUAAGAGCAACUCCAAUGGUCGCCAAAUGGGUUGCCAAUUUCAAAAUAUAGCAGGUGGGUUAAAAUUGGGCUCUCCAGUGGGUAGUCAAAAUAGCUAGCUAUGCCCAGAAUAUUGAGAAGAAAAGGGCGACAGAAACCUACGACGGAGGACAUCCAUGACGUUUCCUGUUUAUCCGUCUCUCUCCCUCAAUCCUCUCCAACCGGGUAAAUUCUCUCUUCUCAGAUCUGUAUUUUCUCUUCCCCUCUCAUCCUCAUAUAUGUAUAUAUAUAUCUCUUCUCAGAUCGGAUUCGGAAUUUUGUGGAUAAAUUCUCUCUUCUUCAGAUCUGUAUUUCACUAUUUUUCGUUACUAUACAGUCUAUAUAUUGAUGUUUACGUUUACAGUUUCGAAAAACAAUUGCAAAUAGGUGCAAUUGUAAAAUUAUAUAUGCAAAUAGGACACUACCCUGAUAUUCUCUUGCUAUUCGUAAAAUUCCUUUCACUUAUCUCUAUUUACUAUGUUAAGGUUACCUGGGAUGAAGUUAGUACCUACCCUGGAAACAAAAUUAAAAGGUUUAUAUAUCUAUAUUCUGUAAUUUAGGAGGCCGUGAAGGUUUGUAAAGAAACAAACUUAAGAUUGUAUUAUUUGUCUUUUCUUCUUGUUGAUUGA